Molecule: messenger RNA, 1231 nt
Organism: Arachis stenosperma
Lineage: Eukaryota; Viridiplantae; Streptophyta; Magnoliopsida; Fabales; Fabaceae
Exons: 2
Coding region: 37-843 (268 amino acids)
Source: RefSeq, a predicted model, not a curated record
UUCUCACUUAACACUUAACAGUAGUAGAGCUCAGAAAUGAUUCAGGCUUCAGCCAUGCCUGUGAUCCGACUCAUCUCAGCCAGCACAAUCCAAGCACCGAGUCAAGCCGACUCAGCUCAGAAAAUCCACUUAACACCAUGGGAUCUUGUGGCCCUCCCAAUCAAGAUGAACCAAAAAGGCCUUCUCUUUCAUCACAAACCAUCAUCAUCACAAAUUCAGCAUCUCAGACACUCCCUUUCCACCACCCUCGCUUUCUUUCCACUCCUCGCCGGCCGUCUCAUGGCUACUGAAGGCAAAAACAACACCACCUAUUGUCAUAUUCUCUGCAACAAUAAAGGAUCCCUCUUUGUCCAUGCCAUAGCAGAGAACACACGUGUUGAUGAUAUUCUUCAGCCAAAGUACGUUCCUUCCAUUGUCAACUCCUUCUUCCCACUUAACGGAGUUAGAAACUGCGAAGGCACGUCUCACUCGUUGCUUGCGGUGCAGGUCACGGAGCUAGUUGACGGCGUCUUCAUCGGCUUCACGAUCAACCACGUGGUCGCCGACGGAGAGUCAUUAUGGAACAGAGACAAAGAACAUCUCUUAGACUUUGAUCCUGAACCUGAAAGGACUUUCAGGCGACGUUUACAACAGGCAAGAUUGUACAAGGCUGCAGAAUCCACUAUGGAUGCUAACAAUGCUGAUAAUGCCAAUGUGGCAAAUCCUAAUGUGAAUGAGCAACAAGGGAGAGUACUUGGCUCUUUCUCUGCUCCUACUGCAGAUCUGUAUGGAAAGAGCAUUGUGGUGCCUCCUAUUGCUGCAAACAACUUUGAGUUGAAGCCUCAACUAGUCACCCUGGUAUAACAAAACUGCCAGUAUCAUGGUCUUCCUUACGAAGACCCAAAUCAAUUAAUUUCAAGUUUUCUGCAGAUUUGUGAUAAUGUAAAGACAAACGGAGUGAACCCAAAUGUGUACAAACUAAUGCUCUUUCCGUUUGCUCUGAGGGAUGGAGCAAAACUAUGGCUAGAUUCUCAACCCAAGGACAGUUUGGAUACUUGGAACAAGGUGGUUACUGAGUUUCUCACAAAAUUUUUCCCACCAAAGAAGCUGACUAAGCUUAGGAUGGAGGUUCAGACCUUCAGACAGAAGGAUGGUGAGACUCUGUAUGAAGCUUGGGAGAGAUACAAGCUACUGACUAGGCAAUGCCCUCCAGACAUGUUCUCUAAAUGGACACAAAUAGACAUAUUUUAUG